Molecule: messenger RNA, 1296 nt
Organism: Hansenula ciferrii
Lineage: Eukaryota; Fungi; Ascomycota; Saccharomycetes; Phaffomycetales; Wickerhamomycetaceae
Gene: PRP46
Product: mRNA splicing protein PRP46
Exons: 2
Coding region: 1-1296 (431 amino acids)
Biological process (GO): mRNA splicing, via spliceosome
Cellular component (GO): catalytic step 2 spliceosome; Prp19 complex; precatalytic spliceosome
Molecular function (GO): protein binding
Source: RefSeq, a predicted model, not a curated record
AUGGCUUUUACAGGUGACCCACAGACACGCUUCAACAAGGAAUACAAAGAUUCGAAAGAACUACCCAAAUACCUACAGGAUAAAAUCAAUAACUCAAGAAAUAAGAAACCAAGUGUGAAAUUAGAAGAUGAAGCAGAAACCGAGGAAGCUAAUGAUGAACUGGUGAUAAGGGAAGAAAAACCAACAAUAGAGUCUGUUGCUAAUGCGUCAAAUGCAAACCAAUUAGUGAUUCAUGAUCCAAGUAUAGAACACAAUGCUUCAAGAGCUUUAGUACAACGACAACAACAACAAUUCUAUGUACCUGAUAAACCUGAAUGGCAUGCUCCUUGGAAAUUAAUGAGAGUGAUCGGUGGUCACAAAGGUUGGGUCCGUACAUUGGCGAUGGAACCUGAAAAUAAAUGGUUUGCCUCAGGUUCAAAUGAUAAUACGAUUAAAGUAUGGGAUCUUGCAUCAGGUCAAUUGAAAAUCACAUUAACUGGUCAUGUUAUGGCAGUGAGAGAUAUUGCAAUCUCAGAUCGUCAUCCUUAUAUGUUUUCAUGUGGUGAAGAUAAAACUGUCAAAUGCUGGGAUUUAGAAAGAAAUAAAGUCAUUAGAGAUUAUUAUGGCCAUUUAUCUGGUGUUUAUUCCCUCGAUGUUCAUCCAACACUUGAUGUUUUAGUUACUGGUAGUAGAGAUUCCACAGUUAGAGUUUGGGAUAUGAGAACAAGUACAGGAAUUUUCACAUUGACUGGGCAUAAACAACCAAUCACAAAUAUUAAAUGUCAAGCUACAGAUCCUCAAAUAGUGAGUACAUCUACAGAUAAAACUAUCAGACUAUGGGAUUUAGCAGCAGGGAAAACACAAACAGUCUUAACUCAUCAUAAGAAGUCUAUUAGAGCUUUAGCAUUACACCCUGAAGAAUAUAGUUUUGCUACAGGGUCACCAGAUGAUAUUAAACAAUGGAAAUUCCCAGAAGGUUCAUUCAUGCAAAAUUUUGUGCCACGUCGUGAAGCUAUUGUCAAUACACUAUCAAUUAAUCAAGACAAUGUUUUAUUUAGUGGUGGUGAUAAUGGUACAUUAGGGUUCUAUGAUUGGAAAUCAGGUCAUAAAUUUCAAGAAUUCCAAACUACCAAAAUGCCUGGCUCUUUAGAUUCAGAAGCUGGUAUAUAUACAAGCACUUUUGAUAAAACAGGUAUGCGUUUGAUCACAGGUGAAGCUGAUAAGAGUAUAAAGAUAUGGAGAGAAGAUCCAGAUGCAACACCUGAAACACAUCCAGGAAUCCCAUUCGAUCCAGAGAAUUAUAGACAGAGAUAUUAA